Sesamum indicum (sesame) is the source of this 796-nucleotide messenger RNA. RefSeq names its product methyl-CpG-binding domain-containing protein 4. Gene Ontology annotation, molecular function: DNA binding; zinc ion binding. The record is from RefSeq and is a predicted model, not a curated record. Lineage: Eukaryota; Viridiplantae; Streptophyta; Magnoliopsida; Lamiales; Pedaliaceae.
UCGCUUCUACAGCAGUAAAAGGGUAAUACGGGUGAAAACAUGGAUUCGCCCACGGAGGAAGAAAAACCUUGCACAACGGAGGACAAAACGCAGAGGACAAAGCGAAUUUCCGAGGUUCUUUGCACACCGGAGUCCCAAGUGAAGAAGACGAAGAGAAUUUCGAAGCGAUCUCCUGUUCUGAAGAACACAAUCGAUACAUGGGCUGCUCAAUGCAAAGAAUGCUGCAAAUGGAGAGUAAUACCAACCCAAGAAGAGUAUGAAGAAAUUAGAAGAAAAUUCACGGAGGACCCCUUCACUUGCAAUAAGAAACACAACGUGUCCUGCGAUGAUCCGUCUGAUCUUGAGUAUGGCGGUGAGCGCAUAUGGGUUAUUGACAAGCCAAAUAUCCCCAAAACCCCCAUUGGUUUCCAGAGGGGGCUAGUUUUGAGAAAGGAUUACUCGAAGAUGGAUUGCUAUUAUGUGACUCCAAAUGGCAAGAAGCUCAGGGCCUCCACUGAAGUUGCUGCAUUCUUGGGGGAGCACCCGGAGUACAAGGAUGUUUCUGAAGCAGAUUUUAGUUUCAGUACUCCAAGGAUCAUGGCUGACACUCUUCCACAAAAUGUGGCUGGUAAGAAGGGAUCAAGUGGUCAGGUUGAUUGAGAACUAAACUGCUGGUUGAAAGGGUUGUUUAUGUAUUAAAUUAUCUUCUUAUGCUAGUUUUAUACCUUUAUUCAUUAUUUUUGUAAGGACCUUUCAGCUGGUGCCUGUGAUUUAAUAAAUGAAAGUUCAUUGCCGAAAUUGUUUUGCCCAAGGAUAA